AUGUACCUGUUACGUGUGAUCCUGGUGUACUUGUACGCCAUCUUCUCCGCCUUGCCGUGGGUUCGAUUCCCCACGCCUGGCACCCUCCAAUACCCUCAGCUGAUCCUCACGCUGGGGAAUGUGUUUUCCUCUGCGCUUGAUAUGUCUGGCCCUACCACCCUCGCGCCCCUCUGGAUCCCUUAUCCACCGGACCCCCUCGCCAAAUGGGCCCCGUCCGGCAACCAUGGCUACUGGACCUUCGGCUCUGUCAACUCUUCAGUUGACGGACCCUUCCCCGACGUCGAGACUGAAGUGUUUUUUGGUCCGACAUUUGAGGAGCAUGCUGACUCCACGACAUUGUUUGAGUCGGCUGACACCACCGCGGACGCUGCCAACAACGAACAGGUCCCGCCCGCAGACCACAAUGACCCCAAGGCUGUCCAGCGCAAGGUCAUUCUGUGGUCUGCACUUUCGUUCAUUCUCCUUGUCGCAUCUGUUCUUCCCCGCGACACACCUCGACUGGCCAAGAGAUGGCUCGACAACAUCUCUGGCAAGUCUGCUCUGGAGGCUGACCAUGGCGCUCUGAGCGACGUUCUUCGUGAAUGGGUACGCGUUUACGACGAGCACCACGCUGCUCUGGCAAAGCAUGACGAGAAGUGGAACGCUCUCGUCAUAGACUCCGCUGCAUUAGACGACCGACCCCUCGAAGACCUA
Phanerochaete carnosa HHB-10118-sp is the source of this 693-nucleotide messenger RNA. RefSeq lists its product as uncharacterized. NCBI's taxonomy places the organism in Eukaryota, Fungi, Basidiomycota, Agaricomycetes, Polyporales, Phanerochaetaceae. The annotation marks the transcript as partial. The record is from RefSeq and is a predicted model, not a curated record. The transcript has 2 exons.